UGACUCAAAGGCACGCGCUUCCGUUGUUCCCAGGAAGUUGUGCGCUCCUGGUCCUGCCCCAGACGGAGGCGGAAGCACAGCGUUUGGAGUUGGUCUGCUGUACCGCUGUGCAUCAGCCCAUGGCAGCCUACUCCUACCGCCCAGGCCCGGGCGCUGGCCCUGCUGCCGGAGCGGCGCUGCCGGACCAGAGCUUCCUGUGGAACGUCUUCCAGCGGGUUGAUAAAGAUAGGAGUGGAGUGAUUUCAGACAAUGAACUUCAGCAAGCAUUAUCCAAUGGUACGUGGACUCCGUUUAAUCCAGUGACGGUUAGAUCAAUCAUUUCUAUGUUUGAUCGGGAAAACAAGGCUGGUGUGAACUUCAGUGAGUUCACAGGCGUGUGGAAGUACAUCACAGACUGGCAGAACGUCUUCCGCACCUACGACAGGGACAAUUCGGGGAUGAUUGACAAGAACGAGCUCAAACAAGCACUCUCAGGCUACCGGCUCUCUGAUCAGUUCCAUGAUAUCCUCAUCCGCAAAUUUGACAGACAAGGACGAGGGCAGAUCGCAUUUGAUGACUUCAUCCAGGGCUGCAUCGUCCUACAGCGGUUGACAGACAUAUUCAGACGCUAUGACACGGAUCAGGAUGGCUGGAUUCAGGUGUCUUACGAGCAGUAUCUCUCCAUGGUCUUCAGCAUUGUAUAACCAAGCCUUGUGAACAGCAAGCACAGCAUGCAAAAAGACUGAAAAUGCCAAAUCCCUACCCUGUGAUAGGACAGGGCGCAGGUGCAGUUAGCUGCUGCUCUUCCUGUAAGCUGUAUAAUACUGGGGGACCUGGCUGUACCUAUGUGGACACACUGGUCAGUGAUUCUGUAGUUGCAAUGUAGCUACACUGUUAUAACACAAACCUUGGGUUUGCUGACUAAUUGUGCCAUGAGGUGAAACCUAAUAAUGGUUUGGGAUUCUGUUCUCCAACUAUCAUGUUCUUUUCUAGAUGUCUCUUAUUCUGUAGUUGUAAUGCUUUUAUUAGCCAAUAGGAUGUAAAAAUAAUAUGGAACUUGCACAGAAGGCUUUUCAUGUGCCUUACUUUUUUAAAAAGUUUAUGUAUUCAUUGGAAUAUGUAAUAUAGCAAUAAAGUAAUGAUACAGAC
This is a messenger RNA of Meriones unguiculatus (Mongolian gerbil), 1128 nucleotides long. It is a transcript of the gene Pdcd6, whose product is annotated as programmed cell death 6. The transcript is spliced from 6 exons. Bases 120 to 683 code for a protein of 187 amino acids. The record is from RefSeq and is a predicted model, not a curated record. Gene Ontology annotation, molecular function: calcium ion binding. NCBI's taxonomy places the organism in Eukaryota, Metazoa, Chordata, Mammalia, Rodentia, Muridae.